This is a messenger RNA of Zophobas morio, 4305 nucleotides long. RefSeq names its product peripheral plasma membrane protein CASK (gene CASK). Gene Ontology annotation, cellular component: cell-cell junction; plasma membrane. The transcript has 23 exons. Gene Ontology annotation, biological process: protein phosphorylation; intracellular protein localization; regulation of neurotransmitter secretion. Gene Ontology annotation, molecular function: ATP binding; protein kinase activity; signaling receptor binding. The coding region runs from base 264 to 3098 and encodes 944 amino acids. NCBI's taxonomy places the organism in Eukaryota, Metazoa, Arthropoda, Insecta, Coleoptera, Tenebrionidae. The record is from RefSeq and is a predicted model, not a curated record.
GGCGUUGCGCCGUAACUGUCACAGAUGACAGUUGGUCCCGUUUACUGCCGUGAUCUUGGGUGUGUGAGUCGUGGUCGUGGUGAGCUUCUGUGCGAGUCUCGUGGUGCCACCGAGUCGUGCCUUGCCGUCUCCAGGCCGCCGCCGCCGCCCGCAGCCGCCGGCCGCGCCGUUCGUAUGCAACCCCGAUGGCCCCGUGCUGAACUGCUUGCCUAGCUGCCGGCGCCGCCGCCCCUUGGAGGCAUGCUCUGACCGCCCCCGACGCGAUGGCCGACGAGGAGGUACUCUUCGACGACGUCUACGACCUCUGCGAGGAGAUAGGAAGGGGACCAUUUAGUGUAGUUAGACGUUGCAUUCACCGGCAGACCGCACAGCAGUUCGCAGCGAAAAUCGUAGAUGUCGCAAAAUUCACUUCUAGUCCAGGCCUGAGUACGGACGACUUGAAGCGUGAGGCCACAAUAUGUCACAUGCUGAAGCACCCGCACAUCGUCGAACUCCUAGAAACCUACUCGUCCGAAGGCAUGCUGUACAUGGUAUUCGAAUUCAUGGACGGCUCCGACCUUUGUUACGAAGUGGUACGGAGAGCAUCCUCGGGAUUCGUUUACAGCGAAGCAGUAGCUAGUCAUUACAUGCGUCAGAUCCUCGAGGCCAUGAGGUACUGCCACGAAAACGACAUAGUCCACAGGGACAUCAAACCCGACUGUAUACUUUUGGCCACUAAGGAGAACUCGGCGCCCGUAAAACUCGGUGGUUUCGGAGUCGCCGUCCAAUUACCGGAUAGACAUCCGAAUAAUCCGGGGGAAUGCCUUGUGUCAGAAUACCGGACCAACCUCAGUCCUAUGGGUCAGCUGUAUCUAAAAUCUGACAGAGCCGGCAGAGUAGGAUGUCCAAGCUUUAUGGCCCCCGAAGUAAUCGAAAGGCGACCCUACGGCAAACCUGUGGAUAUUUGGGCCGCCGGUGUCCUCCUCCACGCCCUUCUCUCUGGUACGUUGCCUUUCCAUGGAAGCGGUCGCAGACUGAUGGAGUCCAUUUGCCGAGGGAAGAUACACAUGGAUUCGCCGCAGUGGGAGCUCAUUAGUGAUAGUGCAAAAGACUUAAUUCAACAAAUGUUAACAGUGGAUCCGAAGCAGAGGAUAACGAUACAGGAAGUUUUAAAUCAUAGAUGGCUGAGGGAUCGCGAUAAGGGUUUAAGGAUCCAUCUCGGAGAUUCGGUAGAAGAACUUAAAAAAUUUAACGCUAGGAGAAAAUUAAAAGCGGUCGUUUUGAGUGCGGUGAAUUCAAGUAAAUGGUAUUGUUACGACGACACGAACUCUGACUCUUACUCCGACUGUGAAGACGACGAAGUUUCGGCGUGCGCCGUGUCGACGAUCCUCGAUUCACUCGACGACAUCUACUGCCUUCAGGAAUCGCAGCCUCAAGAGCGCGCGCACCUUCUGGCCUUGCUCGAAGACACGCAUCUGCACGUCCUGUUAGAGCUGUACGAUAGGAUCUCGAGUAAAGUGGUGUCGCCGGUUAGGACGCCACCUAGCGACGCCGUGCAGAGGGCGAGAGACGCCGCCGACGCUCUCCGGGAACUGGAACAUCGGCGCGAUACGGACCACAGGGACUUGCAAGAACUGAGGGAUCUGCUUUGCCGGCCGCACUUUAAGGCUCUUUUACAAGCACAUGAUGUUGUGGCGCACGAAAUUUACGGCGAAGACGCUAUGCGGGUCACGCCUCCGCCGUUACUGCCGUACCUCAACGGGGGUGACGACCUGGAAGGGCCCAACGGCGAGGUCGAGAUGGAAAACGUAACCAGAGUUAGGCUGGUUCAGUUCCAGAAGAAUACCGACGAGCCGAUGGGUAUAACGCUGAAAAUGAACGAGGACGGUAAAUGUAUAGUAGCUAGAAUAAUGCAUGGAGGGAUGAUCCAUCGACAGGCCACCUUGCAUGUAGGAGACGAAAUUAGAGAAAUUAAUGGCAUUUCCGUUAUGAACCAAUCCGUUAAUGCGUUACAAAAAAUUCUCCGAGAGGCCCGAGGUUCGGUCACUUUCAAGAUCGUGCCGUCAUAUAGGAGCGCCCCACCCCCUUGCGAGUUAUUCCGGAUUAAACCUCUACCAGUACUUAUUUUCGUCAGAGCUCAGUUCGAUUACGACCCCUUGGAAGACGAACUGAUCCCUUGCGCCCAAGCAGGUAUCGCCUUCAAAACGGGAGACAUCCUCCAAAUCAUCAGCAAGGACGACCACCACUGGUGGCAGGCUCGCAAGGACAAUUCCGCAGGAUCAGCAGGACUAAUACCCUCUCCCGAAUUGCAGGAAUGGAGGGCCGCGUGCGCCGCCAUGGAGAAAACGAAACACGAACAAGACGUGGAAAAAGGAUGUACUUCUCAUGCUAACGGUUGUGAUGGUACCACAGUCAAUUGCUCAAUAUUCGGUCGGAAGAAAAAGCAGUACAAGGAUAAAUACUUGGCAAAGCAUAAUGCUGUUUUUGACCAAUUAGAUUUAGUUACUUAUGAGGAAGUUGUGAAGUUGCCAAUGACUGAUCCAGCGUUCCAGAGAAAAACUUUAGUUCUGUUAGGGGCACACGGGGUCGGCCGAAGACAUAUAAAGAACACUCUCAUUGCGAAACAUCCGGAUCAGUACGCAUACCCGAUACCACAUACAACGAGACAACCCAGAGCCGACGAGGAAAACGGUAGAAAUUAUUUUUUUGUUUCACACGAUGAAAUGAUGGCCGACAUCGCCGCCAACGAGUAUCUAGAAUAUGGCACUCACGAAGAGGCCAUGUACGGAACCAAGCUGGACACGAUCCGUAAGAUCCAUCAAGAAGGUAAAAUGGCCAUUCUUGAUGUCGAACCUCAAGCACUAAAAGUGUUACGUACUGCUGAAUUUUCACCAUAUGUUGUGUUCAUUGCUGCUCCGGCUUUGCAAAACAUUGCAGAUUUCGACGGUAGCUUAGAAAGGCUAGCGAAGGAAUCGGACAUGUUGCGUCAAGCCUACGGGCACUACUUCGACUUAACCAUCGUGAAUAACGAUAUCGACGAGACUAUCGCGGCACUCGAGGCCGCCAUCGAACGAGUCCAGACAACACCCCAGUGGAUUCCCGUGUCUUGGGUCUACUGACAACAACCUUCCAUGGAAUUCGGCUCGUUGCAGAAUUUCUGAGCCUUUGGGCAUCCGAUGUUAUUGAAGUGAAUUAACAGUGGAUAAGAAAACCAACACACACACAACACACACUCACACAUGUACACGGUAGACUGGCAGCUGUCUUCUUUCAAUUGUCAUAGUUUAGAGCACUUAUCUAGCAACGCUAGCUAACUAACACUAGCCACUUAUGUUCGAGGCUCGUUCUUGUUAAAAUCGUCAUAUCACGACGGGCCUCUCAUGUGUCGCUUUUUAGCGAAACGGGUUUUAAAGUACUUCCAAAGAACAUGUUGAUACCAAAGCUGUUGUUCAUUUGCUGUUAAUCUUAUUGUUUGCUAUGCAAAUAGACGUGGUAGGGUAGACAUAGUGUUAAUCUUCAAAAUGGGAACAUUCCAUUUCUGUUCAGCACAAGCACAAAUUUCGCAACUUCGUAGCCUUAAUACCUGGAUGUCAUGUAGGUUCUUUCAAAUAUACACAACGCACAAAUAAAUCAACAACGUAUACAAACGAUAAUUUGCUUCAAUACAGAAAUGAAUAGCAAUACGUCUGAAGUAUUAACUAUUGGUAAUUAUAAAAUGUGAUUUACGAUGUUUUAAAGACGUCGAUACUGUUUAAGACGACUAACACUGAGGUGGAUUCACGCGGACUGGGCAUUUCAUUCGUCGAUUUGCUUUGAUUUGAUUGGUUCGCUUGCUAACACACAAACAUAUCCGACGGAGACAGUUAGGGAGGGUUCAGUGUUGAAAACGUUUGUCUAACUGUGAAAUUGCAUCAAAUUAUGAUAGAUAAAAAGAUACUGUGUAAAUUUACUAUAACGGAGAGUAUAAUAUGCUUUCAAUUUUCAUGAUAGUGAUACGAAAUUGUUCUAUUUUGGGGCCGUGUGAACUUUAUUUUCAUAUUUUUGUGCUGUUUAUAUAUUAUAGAUUAUAAGUGCCAUUGUUUAUUUUGUAUUUAUUGAGAUGUUUCAAUUAUAGUUUUAUUAUUGAGAAAUGAUUGGAAAGAAACGAAAAACAUUCAUUAAACUUAUACAAGUGAUUGCUUCCUCAAAUAAGUGUACCUACCUACUUAAAAAAUGAACUAAAGGGUAUUCCUAACAUAAUUUGAUAAUGAGUAGUGUAGCGAUUUAAAGUUUGCAUUUAUUUGGAUAAUAGGACAAUGUAGUUCGACAUUUCUGAAAUAAAAUGUA